Messenger RNA from Ahaetulla prasina, 2691 nucleotides. RefSeq lists its product as uncharacterized. The record is from RefSeq and is a predicted model, not a curated record. NCBI's taxonomy places the organism in Eukaryota, Metazoa, Chordata, Lepidosauria, Squamata, Colubridae. Gene Ontology annotation, biological process: extracellular matrix organization; positive regulation of cell-substrate adhesion. Gene Ontology annotation, cellular component: extracellular matrix. The transcript has 9 exons. Gene Ontology annotation, molecular function: collagen V binding; heparin binding; protein binding. Bases 1 to 2691 code for a protein of 896 amino acids.
AUGAUGAGGUUCUUUUUCCUUGGUCUCUUUGUUUUGGUCCUCUGGGCUCCCACUUACUGGGCUGUCAGACAGAAGCGCAAACAUCCAGUUGAGGAUCUGAGUUCCUCGUUCUCUCCUGAUCUAAAGGUGUCAGCCCAGCCAGUGAAAAGCCAAAGGCAGCUGAUGGAGAAUGAGCUAAACCUGGGAAAGGAUGUGGAGGAAGAGCUCUCCAGAUCUGCUGCCACUAAAGUAAAACUUCCUGGUGGAAGAAAGGAGCUGCCUUUGAGAAGAAGGAAACUUUCCAGCCUGAAAAACAGUGCCUUGAAGAGAAAGGUGCCAAUUCACCUCAGUCAAGAUGACCAAACAUGGAAAAAAGGAGACAAAGCUAAGAAGGUGGAGGAGUCUAUUGGAUUUGGGAAGAAAGUGCUGAGUGUUAAGAAAACAGAGAGCAGGAGUGCAUUGCAUGCUAUACCAGAAGCUACUGGCUUGGAGACCAACAGCAGCCUCACUCAAGCAAGAAACAGAUAUGAGCCAGAAGGUUCGAUUUUGAAUCAUUCCACAACAGCACCAGUGCAGGGAGACAUUGCCACCCACCAGAAAAAGGCAAGAAAAGGAGAUGCCUGCAAAUAUAAGACCGUGGCUCAGAUGGAAACGGGACAAGCUCUAGACCCUCGGUAUAGAAGUGAAAACUGGACAUCCUCUUUUUCUGUCUAUAAUAAAUGUGUCAUUCGGACAAAAGCAAGAAGCGACCCUGGAUUUUUCCACAGAAAUGCCAGUUGGGUAUUGUUGCAAAAGCAGAACCGCUGCACACCAAGAAAGACCAAUAGGUCACCGACAGAAAGAGCCCACGGCAUUUUCAAGGAAAACGACAACGGCACAGUGACCUGGAAGAAACAUGGCCUUCACACUAGGAACAGCACUCAUGCACCCAGACAGAAAGAGGUUAGGCUUCUCCACAAGCAUGCCAGCCCACCUCCAAAAGGGAAGUUGCAGCCAAUCUCCUCUGCAAAUGUCACCCUGAGGCCUCCUGGAGAAAAGCAGGGACCCUUCCAGAAGAUUGGUAAAAAGAGAGCUGGCAUUCAAGCAGAGCUGGCAAAAGGACCGGUUACUCUGUGUAGCCGGGCUGAAGACGGAAAGGAUUCCACAACUUCCUUACGAAAUGCGAGUCAGUCCCUUCUGCAGGAAAAGCUCACUUCAUCUUUUAGGGUGGCUAGUGGAGUGUCCCCAGGAAAAAGACUCAGCAGCAAGUCAAGGAAUGCCAGCUGGGCAGCAGAAGACAAGGCCCAGAGCCCUUGCCACAGGAAUGCAAGCAGGUCAUUACCCAGCCAGGCGCCAGGGCCUCCCCUUAGAAAUGUCAGCCGGGCCUUAACAAGAAUUGAACAUGGCCUACAAAGCAAGAAUACUGUCCAGGCUCAGCUGGGGAAUAUCACCCAAUCAAAAGCUAGGAGAGGACAAAGUUUACCUCAUACAAAUAUCUCCCAUGGAAGGAUAGGCCCCCCAAAAAAGCAGCCUGCAAAGCCCAAAGAAAGGAAGGAGUCCAUCAUGCCUUCCCUGCCUCCCACUUGCUUGCUGUCUGAACACGCCGUUGCCUGUGGGAAUGCCCACUUGAAAUACGUGCCCAAACUGACCGAUUCUGUUCUGAAAACCCUCUACCUGGCAGAGAAUGAAAUCAACAAUAUCCCAGCUGGAAUUUUCUUGGGAUUACCUAAUCUGGAAUGGUUGGAUCUCAGCAAGAACAAGCUGAAAUCGACCGGCCUGCACCCAGAAGCCUUCAAGAACCUCACCAAACUGAAGCGUCUAAAUCUGGAUGGGAACCAGCUCACUUCAAUCCCAGCCUUGCCAAGUUCAUUACAUGAAUUUAAACUGAAUGACAAUAAUUUAGCAGGACUUCAGAGACAGAGCUUCAGAGGCCUCUUCAAGCUGCUCACCUUGGAGCUAGAAGGAAACCAGCUGCAUGAUGGCAAUGUUCCCCCUACUGCUUUCAGGGCCCUGGGCAGGCUUAUCUAUCUGAGGCUAGACCGGAACCAUUUUCGGACUAUCCCAUCAGGUUUGCCUGCAUCUCUGCAGGAGCUGCAUCUAGAUUCCAAUCACAUUGAGAAGGUGACUGAGGGUGUCCUCAACAGAACCCUGAAUCUCACUGUGCUGGUUUUGAGCAACAAUAAGCUGGAAGAGGAUCGUAUUGCUCCACGUGCCUGGAUUGACCUCCUGAAACUGGAGGCACUAGAUUUGUCUCACAACUACUUAGUACACGUGCCCUCCUUUCUGCCUCGACGUUUGAGACAGCUGACUUUGCAUCACAACCUCAUUGAACGUAUCCCCGGCUACGUUUUCGCCCAUAUGAAGCCUGGCCUGGAAUUCCUGCAUCUCUCCCACAAUGUGCUGCGGGAUGAUGGCGUCCAUGCCGUCUCCUUCUUAGGGCUGUACCAUUCUCUUGCUGAGCUGCUCUUGGACAACAAUCAAUUCCAGGCCAUCCCCCGUGGCAUCAUCAACUUAAAGAGCUUGCAGGUUCUACGGCUGAGCCACAACCGCAUCCGGCAUGUGCCCCUGAACUCUGUCUGUGACACGAGAGUGUCAGAAGACUCGAACAUUGUGUCUGUGCACUUGGAGAACAAUUUGAUUGAUCGCCGCCGCAUCCCUCCUACAGCCUUCUCCUGUAUCAAAGCCUAUCACAGUGUGAUACUGAGACCACAGCAGAAUGAAGAUGAUUACUAA